CGGGCCCUGCCCCUGCGCCCCUGCCGCUGCCGCUGCCGCUCGCGGUUGAACCCGUGGAACUUCGUCUUUCUCGUCUCCCCCAAAUCGACGAGCAGGGCGAGCGGAAUUCUAGGGCGAGCUCUCCCCCUCCCCCUCCAUCCCCACUCGCCAAGGCGCCCAGCGGCCAGGCCGUUUCCUCCGGCCCUCCUCCCGGCCCUCCUCCCGGCCCCGAAUUUCCAUCCCGACUUCCCAGUCCUCGGAUCUCCCGCCAGCCAUCUGGUCGCUCCCAAAGUGAGUAAGAAGAUCUGCUGGACCAGCACAACGAGGAGACCCAGGCCAGAGAGCAAUCCUGCUGUGAAGUAGUCAUCUAUGUCAUCUAGGAGUAAUUCAAAGAGGCUGCCCUCAGAUGACAAUGUUGCCUCUGACGGAGGACUCCGACGUCGAGAGUUUUAUCUGAAUGGUCCUUCCCUGGACCGUGCUUCCAAGCGUAUCACCGAGGGUGUUCUGUCCCCUCCCAACUUGAAAAACUCACAUAAGAGCAAGGGGAGCCACCAGUUGCAUUCUGAGGCAUCAGGUAGUAACUCAAGAAAGGGUGAAAGCAAUCAUGGGAUACAUGUGUCAGCAGGGAAUGAUGAUUUGUCAACCACGCAGAAACCAAGGAAAGUGAAGCUCAAAAUUGGUGGAAUCAGCCGGACCAUACCGGCAAAACCAAACCCUGCCAUACCAGAUUCCAGGUCUUCAGCUGCAAAGCCUACACGGCCAGGAGAUUCAUUGCACCGGCAAAAGCAUGGUAAUCAGACUGAAGGUGCCAAAGAUUCAAAUAGGUUGCCCUCUUCUCAAGACAAGAAAACAAGAAAGCUGAGGAAAAUUGAAGAUACCUUGACUCCGGAACAACCUGCCAAGGUUCAGAGAGAAGCGUCUUCGGAUCCUGUCCGGAAGAGUAGAAGGAUUGCUAAGAAAUCCAACUUGGACAGUGAAUUAGAUGAGGAAUAUGGUUUAAGUACUCCUGAAAAUCAUGGAGCUUCUAAUGAUAAUGAGGGCCAUAUUCGUGAACCUAAAAACAAAGGAGGGAGUAACCCUAAGAAGAAUGCUUCGAAGAAAGACCGGAGCAGGAGCACAGUUUAUGAGGUUGAUAAUGAUUUUGUUACACCCCAAUCAAAUAGAGAUGGCAAGAAAAGGUCAAGAGAUUCUACUGAUGCUGAUGAGGAUAAUGCAGAAGAGGAGCUGGCCUCUGAUAAUGAGCUUGAAGCUGAAAACAAGAAGCAGAAAGCAGUCACUCAAUUGUCUGCCAGUGUUAAGAGUGAACCUCUCACAACGCGUCGCCGAGCCCUUCAAUCAUGGAUGGAUGGGAACAGCAACAGUACCAUUGAGUUCCCCGAUGGUUUACCAGCAGCUUCGUCAAGAAGCAAGAAGGAAAAGCUCUCUGAUGCUGAGAUGCUCGCGAAGAAGGCUGAGGCUGCACAGCGGCGCAAGAUGCAAGUGGAGAAAGCCACUAAAGAAAGCGAGGCUGAAGCUAUAAGGAAAAUACUGGGCCUGGACACCGAGAAGAAGAAAGAAGAGAGGAAGCAGAAGGAGCGAGAGGAGAAGGAGAAGGCAGCCAGAGCGCAAGAACUCGCCAGGAGCUCCAUCCGGUGGGUCAUGGGGCCCACAGGCACGGUGGUCACGUUCCCUGAAGAAGUAGGCCUCCCCAGUAUCUUCAACUCCAAACCCUGCAGCUACCCUCCGCCGCGUGAGAAGUGUGCCGGACCGUCUUGCACGAACGCGUACCGGUACAGGGACUCGAAGCUGAAGCUCCCCCUGUGCAGCCUGGAGUGCUACAAAGCUGUCCGCGGGAGCGCUUGAUUUUGAGGACGCCGGCCGGGGUGGCGUCAGAGCUCCCUAUUUUCGCAGCCACAUUCAUUCAUGCACCUUCAGAAUAAGAGAUUAUCGUGGGCCAGUCCUGACGAUGCAAAUUUGUUCGUUGGUCGAAUAAGCCAGUUACAAAAUAGUUACACAUAGCUCUGUGGGUAAAAGAUUAUCGUGUACUGCACCAGUUUGUUUUACUACACCAUUGAGAUGUACUGAACCAGUGAUGUUACCGGAUGAUUUCUAAGUAGAUAUAUUACACAUACAUAUAGAGCAGACAGCAGACAAAGAUACUUUUA
Triticum dicoccoides is the source of this 2123-nucleotide messenger RNA. Its product is annotated as eukaryotic translation initiation factor 5B-like. Gene Ontology annotation, biological process: chromatin remodeling. The transcript is spliced from 7 exons. Gene Ontology annotation, cellular component: Ino80 complex. Bases 349 to 1821 code for a protein of 490 amino acids. The record is from RefSeq and is a predicted model, not a curated record. NCBI's taxonomy places the organism in Eukaryota, Viridiplantae, Streptophyta, Magnoliopsida, Poales, Poaceae.